AUGGCAGGCGACAGCGAGACAAAGCCAGGUGACCAAGCCGAAAAUGAGAACAAUAAUCGGCAGCCUUUCCUUAUUGGCGUGGCUGGAGGGACAGCCAGCGGCAAGUCGUCGGUGUGCAGCAAGAUCAUGGAGCUGCUGGGGCAGAACGAGAUCGACCACCACCAGCGGCAAGUGGCCAUCCUCAGCCAGGAUAGCUUCUACAGGGUCCUCACAACAGAACAGAAGGCCAAGGCACUCAAGGGCCAGUUCAACUUUGACCACCCAGAUGCAUUUGACAACGACCUCAUAAUUGCGACUCUGUGGGACAUCAAGGAGGGCAAAACAGUGCACAUCCCAGUUUAUGACUUUGUUACACAUUCCAGGAAGGAAGAGACGGUGACAGUCUACCCCGCCGAUGUGGUACUGUUUGAGGGCAUCUUGAUGUUUUACGCCCAAGACAUUCGAGACCUUUUCCAAAUGAAGUUGUUCGUGGACACUGAUGCAGACACGAGGCUAUCACGCAGAGUUCUGCGUGAUAUUAGUGAACGUGGUCGGGACUUGGAAAGCAUUCUAGCACAGUACAUUACUUUCGUCAAGCCUGCAUUUGAGGAGUUCUGUCUACCAACAAAGAAAUACGCAGAUGUGAUCAUACCAAGAGGAGCUGAUAACCUUGUUGCCAUAAAUCUAAUAGUUCAACACAUCCAGGAUAUUCUAACUGGCGGUUUGACCAAACGGCUGAACGGCUGGUUUAAGAACUAUGGAAUGACGAAGAAGCAGCCAAACAUGGAGUCCAGCAGUCGGCCCCACUGAGCACAGCAC
Molecule: messenger RNA, 798 nt
Organism: Scomber scombrus (Atlantic mackerel)
Lineage: Eukaryota; Metazoa; Chordata; Actinopteri; Scombriformes; Scombridae
Gene: uck2a
Product: uridine-cytidine kinase 2a
Exons: 7
Coding region: 1-789 (262 amino acids)
Cellular component (GO): cytosol; cytoplasm
Molecular function (GO): kinase activity; ATP binding
Source: RefSeq, a predicted model, not a curated record